AUGGCUUUCGCGUCUAGUAUAUCCACGAUCCUGGCGGGGGUAGUUGCGUAUUUCAUCGCGCGUUACACUUACCGGCUUUUCUUCCACCCGCUUUCUAAAAUUCCAGGCCCCAAGCUCGCUGCUAUCUCGUAUCUACCCGAGUUCUACCACGAUGUCGUUAGAAAGGGAAUGUAUAUGUGGGAGAUCGAAAAGAUGCAUCAAAAAUACGGACCUAUUAUCAGAAUCAAUCCACGCGAAGUUCACAUUAAGGAUCCCGCAUUCUACGAUGAGAUAUACGCCGGCGGCAUGCGAAUUCGUCAAAAAGACCCCGCAUUCACUGUUGCUCUCCUGACGCCCGGUGCAAUGGCAUCGACAAAUGACCAUGAAAGACACCGACAACGACGCGGAGUGCUAAGUAACUUUUUCUCCAAAAAGUCCGUUACCGAUCUCGAGAGCGUUAUCCAGGACAAGGUCGACACGUUAAAGGAACGCUUCAACAGAGCGUUCCACGAGGAAACGGUCUUGAGCCUACCAUCUGUAUUUGCAGCACUCACAGCAGACAUGAUUACGCAUUAUUGUCACGGCGAGUCUCGUGGGUAUCUCAUCGCACCUGAUUUCAAGAAUAAUCACAUGGAAGCAUUGGAUUCCCUGUUCACUCUUUUUCAUAUUAACCGGUUUAUCCCACCGCUUGCACACCUGCUGUCAAGGCUCCCAUUGGAGUCAAUGAAGAAAUGGGGCAUUCUUUCCGGUACAAUCGGAGAAUUGGUCGAUACGAGGCUUCAAACGCGACAGCGAGCAGCCGAGGCGUUAGAUGCUACAGAAAAGAAGACGACAGGGCCAAAGACCUUAUUUGACGCUUUGACAGCAGAUAGUGUACCGGAAGAGGAGAGAACGGUGAAUAGACUUGAAGACGAAGCUUCUGUUUUAUUCGGAGCUGGAACUGAGACAACAGCAAGAGCCUUGUCGAUCGCAGCAUUUUACCUGGCAAAGAAUCAGACUCUCCUGGAGAAGCUGCGUGGAGAAUUGAAGCUCGUUAUGCCUUCGCCUGGUAGUAAACCGACAUGGGGGGGUGUCAUUCAAGAAGCACUUCGACUGUCAUACGGCCUGAGUGGCCGCUUAGCUCGGAUCGCACCAACAGAAGAUCUCGUAUACAAGAACCAUCUAAUUCCGGCAGGGACCCCCGUUAGCCAAGCGAUAUACUUCGUCCACCAUGAUCCGACUAUCUUCCCCGAACCCGAGAAAUUUGACCCAGAGAGAUGGACCAGGGCAUCAAAUGAUGGAAUCAACCUAAAGAAGUACAUGGUAUCCUUUAAUAAAGGAAGCCGACAAUGCCUUGGGAUGAACCUUGCAUAUGCGGAGAUGUAUCUGACCUUGGCUAUGUUUGCCCGAAACUUUAAUGUUGACCUGGUCAAUACAACGGAGGAUAAUAUUCGAUUAGGGAGAGACAUGGCACUGCCGUAUCCAUAUGAGGGUAGAUUCUCUGUUAGAGCGAGGAUUACAGGAAUUAUUUCAUAUUAA
Molecule: messenger RNA, 1497 nt
Organism: Penicillium waksmanii
Lineage: Eukaryota; Fungi; Ascomycota; Eurotiomycetes; Eurotiales; Aspergillaceae
Product: cytochrome P450
Exons: 5
Coding region: 1-1497 (498 amino acids)
Molecular function (GO): oxidoreductase activity, acting on paired donors, with incorporation or reduction of molecular oxygen; heme binding; iron ion binding
Source: RefSeq, a predicted model, not a curated record